Uranotaenia lowii is the source of this 1750-nucleotide messenger RNA. RefSeq names its product UDP-glycosyltransferase UGT5-like. The transcript is spliced from 4 exons. The coding region runs from base 39 to 1631 and encodes 530 amino acids. Lineage: Eukaryota; Metazoa; Arthropoda; Insecta; Diptera; Culicidae. Gene Ontology annotation, molecular function: UDP-glycosyltransferase activity. The record is from RefSeq and is a predicted model, not a curated record.
UUCCACGCCGGGCAGAGCGUGCGGAUCUUUAGCUAGGAAUGUUUACGAUCGGAAAAUGGCUUUCUGUGGCUCUAAUGACCGGGAUCAUUUUGUUCCGUGUUGAUCGAAUCCAGGGAUCUCGAAUUCUACUGGUAUCUUCGUUUCCCGGGCAAAGCCAUUGGCUUACCUUCGAGCAUAUUGUCAACGAGCUGCUCGAACGGGAUCAUGAAAUUACGGCGAUCACCAAUUAUCGAAUGAAGAAUUCCGACAAGUACAGCGAUCGCUAUCGAGAGAUUUUGAUCGAUCCCAUCUUCGACUUUGAGGAUGGUUUACCGAUGGAGUUUUACUAUCGAUCGAGCUCGUUUGCAAAUCCUUACUUCAAGCUGAAGGUUCUCUGGUGGCUAGGUCUUGAGACUACUCGACAUGCUCUGGAGUGUAAAAAUGUACAGAAAUUCAUCCAUGAUGAUCGUUCCCAGUACGAUUUGGUCAUUGCGGAGCAGUUUGUUCAGGAAAGUUUUCUGCUGCUCGCUCAUAAAUAUCAAGCCCCUGUGGUUACAAUAAACACACUUGGCUACACAGAUUACAUCGAUCGUGCAUUUGGAAUGAUCACUCCAAUAUCUUAUGUUCCACACUUCUUCACCGAGUUCACUGAUGAAAUGAACUUCUACGAAAGAUUUUACAAUUUGCUUCUAACAAUCUACGACUGGUGCUACAGAAGGUUCAUUUACCUCCCGGCGCAAAAUGCCAUGGCUAGGAAACACUUUUCAGAUUUUACCGGGGAAAACCAACUUCUGCCUACGGUUCAAGAGAUGGAAAACAACGUCAGCGUGAUCCUGGCCAACAAUCACAUUAUAUCCCACAGGCCUAGGCCGAAAAUGAUUGGAAUGGUUGACAUCGCAGGAGUUCACAUAAGACCAGCUAAAGUCCUGCCAGAUGCCCUAAAGACCUUUCUGGACAAAUCGCGCACCGUCUACAUCAACUUUGGAACAUUUCUACGCAGUUCAGCUAUGCCAGAAGAAACCCUUCAGGUAUUCGUUCAGGUAUUUCGUAAUCUUCCUCAAUACAACUUUCUGUGGAAAUGGGAAACUGAUCGGGCGCCAGAUUUGCCUCCAAACGUGAUGCUUCAGAAGUGGAUCCCUCAGAACGAUGUACUAGCGCACCCGAAUCUUAAGCUCUUUGUGACACACGGUGGCAUUUACGGCGCCCAGGAAGCUAUCUACUGGGCCAAACCGAUGCUGUUCGUUCCCUUCUACGGCGAUCAGCACAGCAAUGCCCGUAAAUUUCAGAAAUCCGGACUCGGACUGACAAUCAAUAUUGCCAAUAUUACGGUUGAAGAGUUCCAGCAAAAAAUCUUGCACAUUGUGGAAACACCAAGCUUUCAGGAUAAUUCUAACAACAUGGCCAAGCUAUUUCGUGAUAACCCAACGGAUCCACUGCAGGAAUCCGUCUACUGGAUCGAAUACGUCAUUAGACAUCGAGGAGCGGCCCAUCUGAAAUCGGCUGCUGUGAAGUUACCGUGGUAUAAGUAUAUGUUGUUGGAUGUUGCAGCGUUCAUUAUUUUCGUGAUUUAUGUUUUAAUCAAACUGGCCAAACAUGGCUAUUAUCGGUGGUGCAGACGUAACGUGAUUGACUCCAGCAAAAAGUCAAACUAGUUUUUGAAGCUUACUUUGUGAAUGGUUUUUAAACGUUUCUAUUCUUAAGUAAAACACGGAAUAAUAUUUAAUUAGCGGAUGCACGUGAUUCUAAUUACACUCAAUAGCACUUCAUUUGC